AUGGAGAGUCCGGGAUAUUCAGGUGCAAAGAAGACCACGCGGAAACAUAACUCAUCAGACUCAGAUUCCGAUGCUGACACUAGCACUAGGAAGAAACGAGGAACCGGCCCAGUAGCAGCGCAAGCAACUAAGUUGGAACGACUCAUGAACAAGAUUGACAAGCCCAUUGAAUUACCACAAGCUGCUAAUACUAAAUUGCACAAGGAACGAGCACCUAAAGAGUUUAAUAUGAAUGUUCAAGGAUCAAGUGCUGGUGCUGGCAGUGGAGAAUUCCACGUAUAUCGUGCUAUCAGGCGGAAGGAAUAUGGGCGUGUCAAGGCUAUGGAAGAGAAUGCUCAAAUUGAAAAAGAAGAUCUCGAAUACCAUCAACGAGUAGCUCAAACUCGUGAAGAAGAAGACAGGGAAACUGCAAAGAAACGAGCUAAACGACAGAAACGAAAGACGAAAUUGAAAUUGAAUAAGCAGAGUAAGGGUGCAGAUGGUGGAGAUGAUAGUAAAGAUACGCCGAAUGAUGGUGGUGAUGGGGAAGAAGGUAACGAUGAGGAGUAG
Molecule: messenger RNA, 549 nt
Organism: Synchytrium microbalum
Lineage: Eukaryota; Fungi; Chytridiomycota; Chytridiomycetes; Synchytriales; Synchytriaceae
Exons: 3
Coding region: 1-549 (182 amino acids)
Biological process (GO): negative regulation of protein kinase activity
Cellular component (GO): nucleolus
Molecular function (GO): double-stranded RNA binding; protein kinase binding; protein kinase inhibitor activity
Source: RefSeq, a predicted model, not a curated record